Leptosia nina is the source of this 3165-nucleotide messenger RNA. NCBI's taxonomy places the organism in Eukaryota, Metazoa, Arthropoda, Insecta, Lepidoptera, Pieridae. The record is from the annotation of a GenBank genome assembly.
AUGGAAUCAGAUGAACCUUUAAUGAAUAAUGACGUGUUUAAUGUUAAUGACAUCGCUGAGAUUGAAGAUUUUCUUAGCGGUUGUGAUGGAGAUUUUAUGGUAAAACUCGAAGAGGAGUUGGCGCUAAUAGAUCAUGACAUUCAAUUAAUAGACGCCGAUACAAAAUCAGUCUCCAAUACACCUCCAAAGGCUUCUUCCUACAAUACUAGCACUGGCAAUCCUCUGGUAUCCCAAUACUCUCAAAACAGAACAUCGUUACCACAAACACCACAGCCUAAAAGUAGCCCAGUGCUAGGUGUCUAUGGUAGAGAAGAAUCAUACAAUUUGGUAAACAAACCCGAUAGUACAGUCUUACCUGAUACGCCACAAUGUGCGCCAACCCAAGCCCCACAGCAAACCCCUAUGAUUGUUCAACAAGUUGUGCCAAGUCCACUUUAUGUUAACAUGUCACAUGGAAGCUUACAACAACUUCCUGAUGGAAGAAGUCUUGUACAACUUGAUGGGGUUCAGAAAGUUAAUCAAUCCAGCAAGCCACAAACAACACAACCUAUAUUACUUCCGAAUAAUACUAAGGGUGUUACACCAGUGAUUAUUAAAAGCAAUGAUUCUAAUUUUUCACCAGUACUCUUACAGUCCAAUAUUAUUAAUCCCGAAACUCAAACUCUAAUGUAUACCAGUGCACCAAUUCAAGCUUCUACACCAAGUAUAAUGACAAAUACACAAGCUAGUAAUGAAAACAGGCCACUUCAAACUUUUUUCACAAACAGUGGGCAUACAAUACUCACAACGGGCAUUAUUUUAGAGGGAGAUAAGUUUGCCAUCAAUCAUGCAUCUAACACAGGUCCGCCUAAGGUCAAAGAAGUGAAAAGAAGUGCUCAUAAUGCCAUUGAGAGAAGAUACAGAACAAGUAUCAAUGAUAGGAUUAUAGAGCUCAAGAAUAUGCUGGUGGGGGAAGAGGCUAAAUUGAAUAAAUCUGCAAUUUUAAGAAAGACAAUAGAUUACAUCAAGUAUUUACAAAAUCAAAAUGCCAGAUUAAAACAAGAGAAUGUUGCAUUAAAACUCGCUUGCCAGAAGUCUGGUGUGAAGGAUGUGUUUGAAGGAUCGUAUACACCGCCACAUAGCGACGUUUCUUCUCCAUAUAACUCACCCCAUGCUUUUGAUAGUGAUAAUCCAUCAUCGCCAGAAUUUAAGGAAGAAAAAUACUCCAAAGUGGUCAUGGGAAUGGGAGACCAUUCGCGCUUGGCCCUGUGUGCCUUCAUGGUCGGAUUGAUAGCAUUCAAUCCAUUCAGUGCCUUCUUCGGAAGUUAUAUGUCUGACACACAGUUCACGGACUAUAAUUCACGCUUAGAUCAGAGAAGAAUAUUAUCUGAUCCAGAUGAUGACUCAAAUACUAAAUGGGGAAUGUGGUUGUUUAACAUAUUUUUAAUAUAUUUAGUAAACUUCGUCAUUUUGGGGGGGUGCUAUGUGAAGCUUUUGGUAUAUGGAGAUUCAGUUCCUGAAAAGCAAUCGAAGGAAGCAUCUCUGUUUUAUGAACACAAAAGUCAAGCUGAUAACUAUUUGAAAAAGGGUGAUCUGAACAACGCACGUGUCGAACUGCACCGUUGUCUAGCGGCGUGCAACAAGAGCGUCCAAUCGGCAGAGCAAGGUCGAGCCAAGUGGUCUGCGAUUGCUGCGACUCUGCUCCGACAAUUGAUGCAGAGGUUACCACUUGGCGGAUUCUUGGCGAGACGGGCGGGCGAUCUUUUUAGUGAUAGUCCAGCCCGUAGAGCAGCCAAGCAUUGGGCGGCAGAAGUAUCGAAUGUCUCUCACAAACUGGCCCAGUUAGAGUUGCUCUUGAAUCAGAGCGGACGAAGUGAAAGAUUCGUGCUUGCGCUGCAGGCGGUUAACUUGGCGGAGGUGGCUGGUGAUCAGCAACUCCUGGCUGAUACUUACAUUACCGCUGCUUUGGUUUUCAAAGACUACAUGCCUAGGAUUGGAAAGGGGUUGUGCAGGUCUUACCUUCGAGCGUGCAGCGCGUGUACAACUUGGAGAGACACCACAGAGUGGCCCUUGAGGGUCCGUUGGUCAGCUAGUGAGCGCGGGCAGAUUUUCCUGCGCACGCGCACCUGGACGUACGAAUUGGCGCCCCCAUCUGCUGCUCUCUUCUCUCGCAUUCCUUGCCCGCAGGAUCCACUUGCUUAUGCUAUGAGGACUUACCACCUGGAAUUGCUGCAAAAGAGUCUGCAGGUGCUGCUUUGUGCUGACGAGAGAAGCAACACUCGCGACGUACUGGACCUCGUAAAACUUAUCACAGAUGACGUAUCAACGGAUGCUCCACAUCACUCAGGUUGUUGGGAUCCAGUCAUGGAGUGGUGGGCUAAUAUAGUUGGUGUGGCGGCAACUUGGCUAUUGGCUGACGUAAAUAAGGCAGCUGAUAUUGGCGAUCGACUCAAUAUGCUUCCUGAGCCUCUAGCGAAUUGCGAAGAUCCGCUACCAGGGGCACUGCACAUGGCGUACAAAAGCCGGCGCGGAUUGCUUAGUUUGGCACAGUGUCGAGAUGAACGCACCAUCAAGAAGACGUCUGAAACUAUUCUUAAGGUUUGCGAUAUCGCCGGAGCCCGACUAGCUGAUUCCUUAGCGUAUUAUUGCUGUAAGAAACCAACCCAGCUCAUGAUGUUAAUGCAAGUGCUGUGCUGUGACUGGAUGCUGGAGGUUCGGGCAGGCGUGUGGGAGGCCAAUGCAGGUAUUAAUUCGGGGCCCGCGCCAUCGGAACAGCUGAAGGCCUUCCAGCGAGACCUGCAUUCCCUUAGACGCCUUUCACAAACACUUCCGUGGGUGACGUCACGAGUGUUUCUACAAUCCGCCGUAUGUCGCAUGAUGGCGGGCGCGGCACCGCGGCGCACGCAACAACUACUUGACGGAAGUCUCAGACCACGUCUCAAUAGAUCGUCCAUGAUUUGUGGAAAAGAGCGAGCGCUAGAGAGCGGUGGAGGCGAAGGGGAGAGAGCUGUCGCGUUGUACAUGGCGUGUAAACACCUACCAGCCGCCGUUUUAGCAGCACCGGGUGAAAGAGCUGGUAUGUUAGCUCAGGCUGCUGCAACUCUGCAGAAGAUCGGACAUCGUAGCCGUCUCCCGCAUUGCUACCACCUCAUGAAGUCCGUUGGGACCCUGCCCUCAGCACCUUAG